CGAGGGCGUCCGUUGUCGUUAGGGUGUGAGCGCUGCAGCAGCGAGGGUCCCCGAAAAAAAGGGGGAGAGGGGGAAAAAAGCUGAAAAAAAAGUGAGGUGUUUUUGAAGUUUGGAAUAAGGUGCAGUGAGACUUCAAGAUACAGCUACAAUGAAUUAUUUUCUUAAAAUACUUACCAACUGCUGGCUUCAGCGAUUCCUAUGAAGUGUGAAAUAUAACAGUGGUUGUAAUUCUGGUAACUUUGGAAUGCAAACAAUGUACAGACAAGCUGAUCAAGUGAAACGUCGUUUAAACCCAAAUGCUCCCAUUCGAAUGAGGAAUGUAGAUGUUGCCAGAGGAAGAACAGGUUAUGGAUUCACACUUUCUGGCCAAGCUCCAUGUGUGCUAAGCUGCAUUUUGAAAGGAAGCCCGGCAGAUUAUGUUGGGCUUCGAUCUGGAGAUCGGAUUCUUAGUGUCAAUGAUAUUAAUGUCUCUAAAGCCUCCCAUGACGAUGUUGUGAAACUGAUAGGAAAAUGCACAGGAGUGCUGCAGCUUGUGAUUGCUGAUAGUAGUAAUCACUCUGAUACAGGUUCAAGUGAUGAAGAGCUUUAUUUCAAUGAAGGCAAAGGGGGAUGGAUGAACAAUAAGCCCAAAUCAAAACAUUUUGGUCUAAACAGAGCUGAAAAGGUAGUUGCCGAUAUACAGUCAGGUGGCAUUUUCAAUGUGCUUUUUGAAAAUUCCAAACUUCCUGCCAAACAUAGCAGGAAUUGUUUACAGCAGCAAAGAAAAACAGCUGAAACAGUCAGUGGAUUUCCUACCAGACAUGGCAAUACAGGAACAAAUCACAAUUCACUCUCUGAGGAAGAAGUAAUGAAGGUGCUAAAUGAUAACUCGAUGUUUGCCAGUGGCCUUGAAAGCCAAGAUGAUUUUGCCCUAGAUUCUAAUAUUCUGAACGUUGGGAUGAUAGUAGGCUACUUGGGAUCAAUAGAAUUACCGUCAACAAGUUCAAAUUUGGAAAAUGAUAGCUUGCAGGCUAUCCGUGGCUGCAUGCGACGCUUGCGUGCUGAGCAAAAGAUUCAUUCCCUUGUUUUGAUGAAAAUAAUGCACGACUGCAUUAAACUUUGCAAUGACAAAAAUGCUGUAUUAGCUGUGUACCCAGCAGAAAAAUUGGCUUUUACUGCUGUGUGUCCUGAUGACCGAAGAUUCUUUGGCUUGGUUACUAUGCAAAUAGCUGACGAUAAUAACUUUGCUAAGGAAAAUGAAGGUGGGUUGAGGACUUCAUGUCAUGUCUUUAUGGUGGACCCCGAACUCUGCCAGCACAAAAUUCAUCAGGGUAUUGCUAGACGUUUUGACAUUGAUUGUACACCAGAUACAGAUACUAAUGGCUGCUUAGAGUUUCCUCCAUCAUCUCAACCCGUUCUUCAGUUUGUGUCUGUGCUGUACAAGGAUCUAGGAGAGUCGUUUGAAAGCAUGCGUGCAAGAGCUUUCCUUGAUGGGGAUGUAUAUGCACCUGAUGGUCAGCAGAAUAAUAGUACUGGCAGUAACAGUGAUAGUGGAAUUGGAUGCUACAGUCAGGAAGAAAAGAGCAGAAGAGUUUUAGUUGUUGACUUGGGAACCAACCCAAACAAACAUGCCUCCAAUGGUGCACGGGGAAGUGCACAAAACAAAGGGCCAAUACAGACUGCUUCCCAGUGGAAUGGUUGCCGUCCAGACUUGGAAAGCAAAUUUCAUGCACCUCGACUAUCAGAUUUGGCACAGAAUGAUUACUCUUUGCAUAAUGGUAAUAGGCAUAUGGGCUCUUCUACUCGACUUGAUGUGCCAGGAACUUCUGCAUGGUCUGCUUUUCCUUCAGCUAAGAAAGCUGAUAUAACUGGCAAUGCUCCAUGUGCAAACCCAAAGUGGCUUCCACUUCACAUCCGUAAAGAUUGGCAGUACUGCAGCAGUAGUGAUCAGGAGUCCUAUGCAGAGUCUACAGAUGGAUUGUCCAGUGUUAAUUGUGGUACACUGAAGCAGGAUCUUCCCCCUCCAAUGAGCAAGAUUCAGACAGAAAAGUAUCGAGUUGGGAGUGGCUUUGGACAACCUUUUCGUGCUGUACCUCAAAAGGAUGAACUGACAAGAAAAUUGUUUGGUGUGGAAAAAAUGUUUGGGAUACAACAAAAUAGCAAGAAAAGCAAAGAUAAAAAGGUUGCAAAGCUUUCUGGAAUUUUAGUCGGAUUCCCCCAAGCAUCCCAACGGUCUUCUGUUCGACGAUCAUAUGGAAGAUCAAAACGUUUCAGUAUAACGAGAUCCUUGGAUGAUUUGGAGACUGCAGCUGUCUCCGAUGGAGAGUUAAAUGGUGCAGAUCUCAACAACUGCAACAGUGAUAACAGCCUCAACAGCAAUGCCAGUCUUCCCAGUGUCCAGAGCUGCAAAAAACACACUGAACGGAGAGUAGCCAGCUGGGCUGUGUCCUUUGAACGACUUCUGCAGGAUUCAGUUGGUAUAAGAUUCUUCUCGGAGUUCUUGAAGAAAGAAUUCAGCGAAGAAAAUAUCUUGUUCUGGCAGUCUUGUGAAUACUUUGGCCAAAUCGCUCAAAAUGACAGGAAACAGCUUUUAUACAGAGCCCGGGAGAUCUACAAUAAUUUUUUAUCUAAUAAGGCAAUCACACCGGUCAACAUUGACAGUCAAGCACAAUUGGCUGAUGAAAUCAUUAAUGCGCCACACCCCAAUAUGUUUAAAGAGCAACAGCUUCAGAUUUUUAAUCUGAUGAAGUUUGAUAGCUAUACUCGUUUUCUGAAAUCACCACUUUAUCAAGAAUGCAUGCUGGCAGAAGUGGAGGGUCGUUCCUUGCCUGAUCCUUGUCUUGUACCAAGUAGCCCUGCCUCAAAACACAGUGCCAGUUCAGACCUCUCCACCCCCAAAAAGUUCAGUACAAAAUCCAAAUCGGGCAGAUUACUCCUCACUGAAUUGGAUGAUGAAGAUGGAAAUAAGAAAAAGGGAGCAUUUUUUUCCUGGUCACGAAGGAGCUUGGGAAGACCUCAAAAGCGAAAAGAAAAUAGUGAUUCACAAGGUGAGUUGUCUGAUAGUAAUGGAUUGUCUCACUACCGCCGCGAAUCACUGGGUUCCAUGUCAUCUUCCACUUGUACGGAAUCGACUUCUCCUGGCUAUCACGCAAAUAACAAACAAGAGAAGUCUGAUGCCACCAGAGUCUUAAUGCCUAUGACUGAGAAAGAAAAGUCUGCAAAACACUGCAUCGUGAAUCUUCCAGAUGGCUCUUCUUACACGGUAGCAAUUCAAGCUGGCAUUUCCAUUCGAGAAUUACUGACUGAGCUUUCUGAACAACUGCACAUUCAAGUGGCAGCCAUAGACCUCUUUUUGGUUGGAGCAGACAAGCCCCUUGUACUUGAUCAGGACUGCAUUACGUUAAACACACGGGAGGUUCGAUUAGAAAAGCGCACUUUGUUUCGACUGGACCUUGUCCCUAUCAAUCGAUCAGUUGGUUUAAAAGCCAAACCAACCAAACCAGUGACCGAAGUAUUGCGACCAGUGGUGGCAAAAUAUGGUUUAAAACUUAAUGAAUUAGUGGCUAGAAUUAAUGGAGAAGAUGAAGUUUUAGAUCUUGGCAUUCCUAUCUCUAAUCUUGAUGGAAUGCGUGUUGUUCUGGAUGUUGCAGAGCAUAGUGCAGGAAAAGAUAAACAGAAGAGUGGAGGAGUGAAACCAGGUCCAUCCACUUUGGGCACAAGAAAUCAUGAUGUAACGGAGAAAGAAGAAAGAAAUUUAGGAAAACCAUCUUCAGUUAAAGAAAAAGGAGAUAAUGGAAAAUCUUCCAAAGAUGGAAGAAGUUUGAAGAAAGAAGAUUUAAUUGAAAGGACAGAAAAGAAGAAACAGCCCAAACUGAAAUUGAAUGAAGUAGAAGAGUUAUUUAAUCUUUUGACAAAAGCUCAACGCAAUCGGGUCGAUGAUCAACGUGGACUUUUGAAGAAAGAAGACCUCGUUCUACCAGAUUUUCUACGCCUCAAGGUUCCCAUGCCUGAGCCUAGCUCCUCCACACCUGUAGCAAAUAAAGUGAAUGGCAAGAAACGUGAGGACAAAAGCCAAACAGAUACUUCUGUGAACAAAGCUUUCAUCUCAGCACAACAGUCUGAUAAAUUAGAGUUUAUAGACUCCAGCCCAACUAAUCCGUCUACGCUGAAUUUUAAUGAAAAUCCCAACAAUCUAAAAGGCAAGCCAAUGCAUCAACAAGACAGCCGGCAUUGGCCUGUUUCAGUGCCAUCCCAUCUUGUAAAACCAGAUAUUCAGCAGUUACAUGAUGUCCCCUUUCAUGCACCAGUCUCUCCAAUUCUACAUGUGAAUGACCAGAGGUGGGAAGGACAUUCUGGAGAUAGGCAGUCUGAAAUAAUACAGCCUUGUGAAGAUGAGAAUGUAUCUGAUCUGACUCUAGUGGCAGAAGGUGAUAUCAGUAGCCCCAACAGUACAUUGUUACCUCCCUCACUAACACCAUCAUCCAGUAUCAGUAAACUGGAUGUAGCUAACUAUACUCCACCAACCCCCUGCUCUGAUGAUCAGAAGAACUCUUCACACCACAGAUCCGCUUCAGGUAUUUAAAUUGGGUGUGUCCAUUUGUUGACUGGAUAAUUCAUAACAAUUUUUAAAUGUGUUGUUGAUUGUAUUGAAAGUAAUAUUUUUAAAACUGGAAAAGGACUUGCAAAGCAUACAUAAUGCACUAAUUUAUCAGUUCACAUAUGUUUUCUGCAGUAUCUAACUGUUCAUAGUACUGUAGAGAAUACAAAAAACUCUGGAUUGGGACACUAGAAAAGGUGAACUUCAAUGUGUAUCAUACAAAUUAUUUUUAUGUAAUUAAUUUUAACUGUGUUUGAGGAUAUUUUGUUGGGCCCGUUGCACUUUCUAGAAUAAUUCCUGCAAUGUUUUAUUAAACAUUAUGUCACUGCACUGGUGAUUGAGAAAUUAUCACAAGACAGAUCCAAGGACCACACAUAAUUUUUAAAUAUGAUUAACACUUUUUCACAAAUCAGUUUUUACAUUGUUUGACAAACAACAGUAACUCAUUCUAAUCUCCCUGAUCAUCUCAUUGUCAGAGUGCACAUUUUAGGUGGUACUGAAGUUUUAGUUUAAACUCAGUUGAAAUAUUUGUUUUUAUAUCAUGCAGCAUUGCGCAAAUUUAAUUGCAGAAUGAUUUAAGUUCAUGUAAUGUAAAUGAUAACUAAUACUUUGAUGAUAGGUUUGAGACCAAAGAUACUUUUGAAGAGCUAGAUGAUUGAAGCAAUUGCCUAUACUCUAAGUGCCUUCAUUUAGUAUUUUACUUUUCAUGAAUGUUAGUAGGCUCUUUGAGAAAAUUUUUAACAAAUUAUAAUUUUAUAAUUAAACAAUAAUUGAAAACCAACAGGCUUACAUUGAACAAUGUUCAUUUUGUAACCUGGCUGUCAAAAAUUAAUUGCAACAUUAUCCCUGAAGGGGAUGUGAUAUCAGGUUACCAGAUGUUUGUUCUGUUUUCAGCAAAUAAUUAUAACUGGAAAAUCCUCUAUGAAAAGUUUGUUGCAUGAAAUUUAACCCAAGAAAUCAUUACUUUUUUGAUUAAAAGCAUUGUUCUUGGCUAUUUGUAAAUUUUACUAUCUUGUUUGUAUAAUUCUGUACACUAAUUUAGAUUGUUUUACUGCCAUGAUUCAUCCUAGAAUUAAAAACUUUUUUUUGCUUUCUUAUGAUUUAUCUGUACUUCGUAGAUACCUGUUGUAGAUGUUUUCACAAAUGUAUUGCUAUCUUUCCAUUUUUUGUAUUAAAGUCUCUAAAGAGACUGUAUCU
This is a messenger RNA of Callorhinchus milii (elephant shark), 5773 nucleotides long. It is a transcript of the gene rgs12b, whose product is annotated as regulator of G protein signaling 12b. The coding region runs from base 245 to 4561 and encodes 1438 amino acids. Gene Ontology annotation, molecular function: GTPase activator activity; protein binding. NCBI's taxonomy places the organism in Eukaryota, Metazoa, Chordata, Chondrichthyes, Chimaeriformes, Callorhinchidae. Gene Ontology annotation, biological process: signal transduction. The transcript has 17 exons. The record is from RefSeq and is a predicted model, not a curated record.